AGUAGUUAAAGCACUUUAAUGAGCACACAAAGGCGCGCACUGUUGGCAGCUAUUAGCUGCUCAUUCUGGACGGCCACAAGAGCCACAACUCAGUUGAAUUCCACCAGUACUGCGCGGAACACAAGAUUAUUACCCUGUGUAUGCCUCCACACUCGUCGCACCUACUGCAGCCACUUGACGUGGGCUGUUUUUCUCUGUUAAAGAAGGCCUAUAGCCGCCAAGCCAAGCGGCUGAUGCGUAGCAAGAUCACGCGUAUCACUAAACUUGAGUUCUUGCCGUGCUUCAAAGCAGCUUUUGACGCCUCAAUCACAGAGAGUAACAUCUAGGGAGGAUUCAGAGGUGCUGGCCUAGUCCUACUUGACCUAUAGGCUGUGCUAUUAAAGCUUAAAGUACAGCUGCGCACGCUAACGCCACCUACUGUGGACAACAGAUUUAGAGACACGCUGAUAGCUUGCCAACGUCUAUAGUUAAUGCUCUUAAUUAGCUUACUAAAGGCGCAGAGCUGAUAGCGUAUUCACUAGUUUUAGUGCGCAACUAGGUUGCUAACCUACAGGCAGCCAACAAGGCCGCCACACGUUGUAAAUCACACAAAAGGAAGCAAGUACAGCGAGAGGGGACUCUAACCUUUGCUAAGGGAGUGCAGCUAACUACUCUAAAGGAGUUUAAGGCCUGUAGUGAUGGGAAGAAGGCAAAGAAGAGGUUGCGUGUUGAUGGGAGCACUCAGUCUUUAAGGCGCUGUGG
Didymella exigua CBS 183.55 is the source of this 741-nucleotide messenger RNA. RefSeq lists its product as uncharacterized. The record is from RefSeq and is a predicted model, not a curated record. Lineage: Eukaryota; Fungi; Ascomycota; Dothideomycetes; Pleosporales; Didymellaceae. The transcript has 2 exons. Gene Ontology annotation, molecular function: nucleic acid binding. The coding region runs from base 141 to 326 and encodes 61 amino acids.